Messenger RNA from Fraxinus pennsylvanica, 723 nucleotides. The record is from the annotation of a GenBank genome assembly. Lineage: Eukaryota; Viridiplantae; Streptophyta; Magnoliopsida; Lamiales; Oleaceae.
AUGUCGUUUUCUGGAAUUCAAGGACAACUAAUCGAAAUCACAGUUGUUGGUUGUACCAAAUUGAAAGACACGGAAUGGAUUUCAAGGCAAGAUCCCUACGUUUGUCUCGAAUAUGCUAGCACCAAAUACCGUACGCGUACCUGUACAGAUGGUGGGAAAAACCCUACGUUUCAAGAGAAAUUCGUGUUUACGUUGAUAGAAGGGUUGCCAGAGUUGAACGUUAUCGUCUGGAAUAGCAAUACUUUAACUUAUGAUGAUUUCAUUGGCAGUGGAAAGGUUCAAUUGCACAAACUUAUAUCUCAGGGUUACGAUGACAACUCGUGGCCUCUUCAGGACAAGAAGGGCAGACAUUCUGGCGAAGUUCGACUGAUAAUGCACUAUUCUAAUGCAAAUAAGCCAGCAUUGAGCUAUGCUCCUUCAGCUCCACAGUUUGGGGCCUCACCGGUACCUCAGGCCCUUCCCUUUUCUGCACCUCCAUCAACCAUUUCAUCAUACAAUCCAUCUGCAAAUAGCUACUCGGCACCAUCUCCUUAUCCUUCAUAUCCUCCUACCUCAGCAGGAUACCCUCCUCUGCCUUAUCAUUCUCAGCCGGCUACUCAUCAACCAUCUUACCCUCCAAUUUCUGGUUAUCCUCCAUCACCAUAUCCGCCACCACCUCAGAACCCGCACUAUUACCCUCCAGGUUCAUAUCCACCACCACCAUAUCCUCCACCGCCCUAUUGA